Cherax quadricarinatus is the source of this 1011-nucleotide messenger RNA. RefSeq names its product S-formylglutathione hydrolase. The record is from RefSeq and is a predicted model, not a curated record. Gene Ontology annotation, cellular component: cytosol. Gene Ontology annotation, biological process: formaldehyde catabolic process. Gene Ontology annotation, molecular function: S-formylglutathione hydrolase activity. NCBI's taxonomy places the organism in Eukaryota, Metazoa, Arthropoda, Malacostraca, Decapoda, Parastacidae.
GUGGAUCACAGGGAGGUGUUGGUCAUCCAAGAAGUCAUUAUGGCAUCCAUCAAAGAAGAAAGUUCCAUUAAGGUUUUUGGAGGAUGGCAGAAAGUUUUCUCCCAUGAUAGCAAGGAGCUUGGAUGUUGCAUGAAGUUUGGAGUGUUCAUUCCCCCACAAGCAGAAUCAGGACCAGUACCAGUGGUAUAUUGGUUGUCUGGGCUGACUUGCAAUGAACAAAACUUUAUCACCAAAGCUGGGUCUCAGCAGCAUGCUGCCAAGUAUGGUUUUUUGGUGGUGGCUCCUGAUACAAGUCCUAGGGGAUGUAACAUUGAAGGAGAAGAGGAGAGCUGGGACUUUGGUACUGGUGCUGGCUUCUACAUUGAUGCCACCGAGGAGAAAUGGAAAAAGAACUAUCGCAUGUAUUCCUAUAUCACCAAAGAACUCCCUGAUGUUAUUGCUGCUAACUUCAAGAUAGAAAGUGACAAAGCUAGCAUAAUGGGACACAGCAUGGGAGGUCAUGGAGCUCUGAUAUGUGCCUUAAAGAACCCAGGCCAGUACAAAUCUGUAUCAGCCUUUUCCCCAAUCUGCAAUCCUAUUAAUUGUCCUUGGGGAGUUAAAGCUUUCACUGGUUACCUUGGUGCUGAGAACAAGGAUGCUUGGAAAGAGUAUGAUGCCUGUGAGCUUGCCAAAAAGUACAGUGGUCCUCCCCUGGAGAUCUUUGUGGAUCAGGGUAAGUCAGAUAACUUCCUUUCACAAGGUCAGCUGCUUCCAGACAAUUUAGUAGGCGCAUGUGCUGCUGGGGGAGUGCAAAUAGUCCUGCGUAUGCAAGAGGACUAUGACCAUUCGUAUUACUUCAUCUCGACCUUUAUGGGAGAACAUUUUGAUCAUCAUGCAAAAUUCCUAAAGGCAUGAGUUCAGAGUAUUUCAUCACAAACACAUUGAAUAGAAACCUAAAGGAAAUGACAUAUUUUGAAAUAUUUGCAUUUAGUUACAAAUUUUGUUUCAUUACUGAAUAAAAUGUACACCAGA